Molecule: messenger RNA, 2212 nt
Organism: Eufriesea mexicana
Lineage: Eukaryota; Metazoa; Arthropoda; Insecta; Hymenoptera; Apidae
Gene: Spag1
Product: Spag1 axonemal dynein assembly factor
Exons: 10
Coding region: 98-2212 (704 amino acids)
Cellular component (GO): cytosol; mitochondrion
Molecular function (GO): heat shock protein binding
Source: RefSeq, a predicted model, not a curated record
AGCUGACAAUUUAGUAUACGUGUACCCCUAGCAACGUAACUAAUUAAGUUCUAACAGAAGAAUAUUUUUGCCAACAAAGAGUAUUUUACCUGAUAUAAUGGUUGAAAACGAUACAGACGUUAUUUGUGAUACGAAAUCCAGACAAAAGUCGUUGCUCGAACGAUAUGAUAUACCGGUUGAGCAUCUUUCGUACGAAUAUAUUUCCGAAUGUACAAACGCAAAAAAGUUGGAGCGCAUAGUAACUAUACUGCGUUCCGGUGAAGAAGGAUACUAUCCAGAUUUAAAAAAACAUGCAGAACAACGUUUGGCUGUUAUUAAACCAACGAGUAUAAUUUUAAGAAAGUCCGAACCCAUUCUUAAACGUGAUAUGCUAGAACCAAACGAAUGUAAGCAAAUUGAUAAAGACAUUAACGAUUGGAUGUCGGAAAUGCAAAUUCGGGAAAAAGAUUUGGAAGAAGGGAAAUCCAUAAUAAUAGAUUCUCUUCCCCAACCAGAUAUCAGACAAUUUAAAGAAGAAUCUGCAAAAAAAAAUCCUGUAACAAACUCGAAAGGUACUGAAAACAAACGAACUGCUUUUUGCGAUUAUUCUGCUUGGGAUAAAUACGAUGUUGACACUGAAUUAAACAAAAUAGACAUUAGAGUUGAACAAGAAAAGGCUGAAGCAAAAAGAUUUCAACAAAAACAGAAAGAAAUUGUUGACAAACGGAAACUUCAAAAACAAACUAUUAUCAAUAAAUCGGCACUAACAGGAACGGAAGUGGAUGUGAUGGCUGAACAGGAAAGGGAAAAGGGAAAUGAAGCAUUCAGAGUUGGAGAUUACAAGGAAGCUUUAAAGCAUUAUAAUACUAGCAUAAAAAUGAAUUCGAACAUAAUUACGUACAAUAACCGCGCAAUGACAUAUAUUAAACUUCAACGAUACGAAAAUGCUCUUACCGAUUGUAAUAUGGUACUUAGCGUAGAAUAUACAAAUAUCAAGGCCCUUCUUCGACGAGCUGUAUCUUUAGAACAUCUUGGAAAAUCAUCUCAGGCAUUGGCAGAUUAUGAAGCUGCUUUAACAUUAGAACCUACGAAUGCAGUGGCGAUUGCGGGUGUAAAAAAAUUACGGAAACCUUGCGAAUCUAGAAAAGUAAGAAUGACUAUCAAAGAAGAACAAAAGGAAGAUAUAAAUAAAAAAUCAAAAUUUAAUGAAAUGGAAGAGAAAAGAAAUUACUUCUCACAAUUUGAAUCGAGAUUGAAUUUAUCGAGCUGUAUAUGCUAUUGUGACAAGGCACCGGGUCCGUCACAAAAUUUAAGACCAAGGCCACAUAUUAAAGCUGAGUACUGCUUCGAGGACGAUAAUAAAAAAAUGGCAAAAAAUGUUAUUUCAAAGAAACCUGAAAGUGACAAAAAAGUGAUCAAAACAAACACUGAACUGACUGGAAGUUCAGUUUCUUCUUCUAACAAGCCUAAUAAUUCCACAAAUAUAUAUAAAUUAUGCCAAGAAAAAAAUAAUUCUUCAAGCAUGAAACCGAAAUCAAUUUUUUCUUUUACAAGACCUUCUAAACGCACUAAUUCAGUUAUUAUUGAAGAAUUACCUAGUGAAUCUAGUAAUAAUAACUACGUAAAUGUUGAAUCCAAACCAAAAGGAACGAUUGUAAAUGAGAACAAUACAAAAGUUGCAAGCAAAAACAAAACAUCCGACAACAAACAAGUGGAAUUAUCAAAUGUUAAAAAUCUAAAUAAAUCUACCGAACGAAAUUGUAAUUUGAAUGAAAAAUGUCAAACGAUGUCAUCACCUAGGGAAAUACAAGUGACAGAUAAAUAUAAAAAUAUAACUUCUAAGUCGGAAAAAUAUAUUCCAAAGGAUUUCCAAAAUAUCGAAAACGGGUACGAAUUUAUGCGUGUAUGGCGAUCAUUGCAAAAUGAUACUGAUUUCGAAGUGUACGCACAAUUACUAAGAUCAUUGGAUAUUAACAAAUUAAAUUCAGCUAAUGAAUUGGAUGGAAAUAUGUUCAGUAUCAUUUUACAUUGUUUGGAACAAUAUUUUUGCACAUCUAAUGAUGUGGAACUCUUGAAUAAUUUUUUGAAAUCAUUUAGUCAAAUGAAACGCUUUUCAAUUGUAAAUAUGUUUAUGAGUGCUGAAGAUAAACAAGUUGUUAAAAACAUACUGAAUUUCUUAGAAGAACAAGGAACGUCAGAUGUUUCGUCAUUACGACAAAUUUAUUGUAUCUAA